AGUCGACGUUGCGAUGAAGAGGCGCAGCCUGGUCAAGUCACCAGGGUUGCUUACUCUCCUACUCGCAGCGCUUGCCUCCUACGGCCAAGGUAGGAGUCUCCCCCAAGCAGCCUCGCCUCUGUCACCCCGUCUCAUCGGCGCCCAAGCACCCGUAUCAGCAGCUUUCCCUCGCAGUACUGCGUCUGUAUCCUCUGCGGACCCAUUGGUUGAAGUGGCAGCUGGUAGCCUUGGUCACACCUCCCCCUUUGCGAGUACACUUCCCGACCUGACCUUCAUGAAUGAGCAGAAGGACCCUCUCGAAGCUUCUGCGGUCACUGCCGAAGCCAAGCCCUUGAUCAACUUCGAAGUCAAUGUUCCUCCUCGCUGGCUCCCCUCGGACGAGCAAGAGUCCUCCACCACGGUACUCAUCGAGCGAUCUUUUGCCAACAGCUACUACAAGCCCUCUUUGCUGCGUUACUCUCCUUCUCUCAUCCCAAAGGGCUUCCGAGAUCCGACCAAGUGGACUUCCCUCGUACUGGAACAGCGCGGGGUAGCCGUAGGCAGGCAAUUCGACCGUCUGGGCACCAUCUUCCUCGGUAAUUCCAAGACGGGGUAUUCCACGGAAGUCUGGAGGACAGACAAUGCGCAACCUGUGAGGGAUCCUCCUGGUGUGCUUUGGGAAGCGCACAAGGAUGUAAGCCGGUACUAUGAUCUCUUCCGACAGGAGGGGGAGAUGAUCUUUGAUUACCCCAAUGUGGUCAAUGACAUCUAUACCGCGCCAUUGAACAUCACCUUGUCGCUUACGGUGCAUCAGCUCAAGGAUGCUGCUGCUGCUUUGCCGGCGCCACCCAAGGUCGGAGUGCCCAUCAAUGCUAUCGGCGCAUUGGACGCUCAGAGUAAGGCCACCCCGCUUGCCGCUCGGUCACCCCUUGUAUACUCUAUCUCACAGAGGAACAAGACGUCGGCUUCUCACUGGGCAGUUCCAGGUGACAAGGCCGUCGCCCGCUUUGCCAUACCAGUCAAUGCGAUGCAAGCCGUCGCAGAGAUCUACGCUAGUGGAACUGCCGACGAUGAAUUCUGGUACGGCUCACUCAAUACCGAUAUCACAAAGCAGUUGCCCACGGACGCCCAGGCUGGCUUCCCACAUGGAGCAUAUCGCGAGGUGAGACUGUACGUCGACGGGAUCCUUGCAGGCGCAGUUGCUCCGUACCCCGUCAUCUUUACCGGAGGCAUCAGUCCCCUUAUGUGGCGCCCGCAGACGGGCUUCGGGAGCUACGACCAGCCCACGUACCUCCUAGAUCUGACUGCCUUCCUCGGUAUCCUCUGUGAUGGUCGCGAGCACGAGUAUGAGAUCAAAGUCGCUUCUGCAGAAGAGGACGAAGAGAACAAUAAGAGCUGGUUCGUCUCUGGGAAUCUGCAAGUCGUCGUUGGCAAAGAGGGCGAUAUCACCAGCGGGUCGACACCCGUCGUUGAGGUGGCCUCGACCAAGGACUCGUUUGUCCUCUCCGGGUCGGUCAAGGGAAAUAUCACGGGGCCUGACGGGUCCAUCCUGAGCGAGGUCAAGAGUAUCCCCGGCGGCCGCAAAAUCAAGAUCAGUAGUCAUCUCACUCCCGCCGGAACACUACAGGGCCUAGAGGUGGUGACGGAGCACACCACCUCCUUCUCUUCCAAACAGACCCUCACGCAAGGUCUUGACCGGAACGAUGUGACUCAGCAUGCCUCCGGGAGUCAAAAGUCCACGCAUGGAGGAGCGCCCUUCCUGGAGAACUCCUACUCUUACCCGCUCACAUUUGGGAUCACCUCGGAUGAAGGGUUCCUGAAUACCACGCUGAAGCAUGAGUACCAUCUCGAGCAGGCUCUGCACCCUCUUGCUGCCUCACGGGGCAAUUCCACCUCCCACGCCAAUACCGGCAGUGUCGAUGGUAGCGCAACCGUCGGCAGCGGCAGCGGCAGCGGCAGCGGGUUCCCCUACCCCUCCACCCAGCGCAUCAGCACCCGCCAAUCCGCAGCGGGGAGCGCAGCCAAGGUCAAUGGCUCCCUGGUGGGCAUCAGUGGGAGUGCUCAGCAGACGUACUCGUAUGUGGAUUCAGAGGGGUACGAUUUCAAGAGGACCGUAGAGGUGGUUGAUCGGGUCGUCAAGAGGGAUGAGAUUGAUGGGUCACUCAAGUCUCAGGCCUUGCCUGUUCAGUGAAUGUCGCCGCCACUUCUAGACGUUGCGUGUAUACCCAAAUGUCGUGCGGUUCCUUUCGCGCCCCACGCUUUUUUCACUUGCGAUUCGCUAAUCCAUUAUCAUGCCCUCGUCAAACUUACUUGCUAAGUGCUGAUGCGAUGAAACUCAUUUUGAUUGCAGACAAACCAUCUCUGCCUCUUGUUCAUAUUAC
Microstroma glucosiphilum is the source of this 2360-nucleotide messenger RNA. RefSeq lists its product as hypothetical. Lineage: Eukaryota; Fungi; Basidiomycota; Exobasidiomycetes; Microstromatales; Microstromataceae. The record is from RefSeq and is a predicted model, not a curated record. Bases 14 to 2170 code for a protein of 718 amino acids. The transcript is spliced from 2 exons.